AUGGACUCAUUCUCCAAACGGGUGAAAACUUUUGACGCAUUUCCAAAAGUGGACCCCCUGUCUCAGGUGCGAUCGCAGAGAGGAGGGUUUUCUACUUUGCUUACAUAUUUUUUUGGACUACUUAUAUUGUGGGUCGAGAUCGGUGGAUACAUAGGUGGAUAUGUGGAUAGACAAUUCAUUGUUGAUGACGCUUUACGGUCCGAUUUGACUAUAAAUCUUGAUAUGAUUGUGGCAAUGCCGUGUGAGUUCUUACACACAAACGUCGAAGAUAUCACUAGAGACAGGUUUCUUGCCGGUGAGACUUUAAAUUUUGAGGGAAUCAAGUUUUUCAUCCCUCCAGGCUUUUCCAUCAAUAAUCCAAAUGAUUUCCAUGAAACCCCCGAUUUGGAUGAAGUUAUGCAGGAGAGUUUGAGAGCCGAAUUUGGCCAGUUGGGUCGAAGAGUAAAUGAGGGAGCUCCUGCCUGUCAUAUAUUUGGCUCGAUACCAGUCAACCAAGUUAAAGGAGAUUUUAGAAUAACAGCCAAAGGGUUUGGAUACAGGGAUAGACUGUUUGUACCCUUGGAAGCGUUGAAUUUUAGCCAUGUGAUACAAGAGUUUUCUUAUGGUGAUUUCUUCCCCUUUUUGAACAAUCCAUUGGACGCCACGGGAAAAGUGACUGACGAAAAGUUGCAAAUGUACCAGUAUCAUGCAAAAGUAGUUCCUACCUUGUACGAGAAGUUAGGUUUAGAAGUCGACACAACUCAGUAUUCAUUGACUGAACAUCACCACGUUGUGAAGGUCGACUCACAUUCAAAACGACCUCAAAACAUACCAGGAAUAUAUUUUGCCUACGAAUUUGAACCUAUCAAGUUGGUUAUAAGAGAAAAGAGAAUUCCAUUCCUACAGUUUAUUGCAAAAUUGGGGACAAUUGCAGGUGGUUUAUUAGUAGCAGCUGGAUACCUCUUCAAUUUAUACGAAAAGUUGCUAGUACUUCUAUUUGGGAAAAAGUACGUUGAACAGGGUAAGGAAAGAAAAGAAGGAGGUUUAUUAGAUAAGGAUUUGUCAAAUGUGCUGGAGUAG
Lodderomyces margitis is the source of this 1059-nucleotide messenger RNA. RefSeq lists its product as uncharacterized. Bases 1 to 1059 code for a protein of 352 amino acids. Gene Ontology annotation, biological process: endoplasmic reticulum to Golgi vesicle-mediated transport; retrograde vesicle-mediated transport, Golgi to endoplasmic reticulum. The transcript has a single exon. The record is from RefSeq and is a predicted model, not a curated record. Gene Ontology annotation, cellular component: Golgi membrane; endoplasmic reticulum; endoplasmic reticulum membrane. Lineage: Eukaryota; Fungi; Ascomycota; Pichiomycetes; Serinales; Debaryomycetaceae.